GUGCAAAUAAAAAAAUGUCUCUAGUUUAUGCCCUCUAGUACUAGGUUGUGCAUGAAACAUGCUACUCUUAUGUGUACAGGAAACUACUUGAAUUUCAAUGAACUUCCCCAACACCUCACCCCAGUACCUGAAGAAAACAAGAUUAAUAGAGAGAAUUUAGGUUGUUUUUUCGUCUGCCAAGCUACUGUUCCACACUCCAGUCCGGUAGGUGGCGAUAAUCAGUAAUAGUCAAGUAACAAAACAGGAGUAGGCAAUAAUCAUCAAGAUUUAAUCUAUGAAUUGUUGUUUACUGAUUCAAAGUUAGCCAGUCAGAGAAAAGACAUAAAGUUCAUGUGGGUACCAGCCCAUUUAGGGAUUCUGGGAAAUGAAAAGGCAGACAAGCUAGCAAAGGAGCGGGUCAAGGGAGAACUAGUGAAUAUUAAUUGACUGUCAAAAUCAGAGGGGAAAGCAUAGUGUGGAAGUAAAUAAUUAGGCAAUGGUAACAGUAAAGUAGGAGUGGACAGAAAUAGUGUAGUAACAGAAACGAGUGACGGAUAAAAGCAGUGGGAGACAGUGAUCCAACUCAAAGGAUACCAACUGCCGUAAAAUACCAAAGAAGAAGACGACAACGACGACGACGACGAAGAAGAAAGAGAUAGCCGGAAAUUACGCAAAAUGUUUGCGGUCGGGGCUUGCGGACAUAGAAGAAGCUAAAUAUAGCUUAGCUGUUAAUACCUAUUCAGUUUUCAUGUCUUCCACUACUGCUGUAAUGGCUUGAACAAACCUUCAGCAUUUCUUGAGCCUGCAAGAGGAGUCAAAAGGUAUUUUCAAAACAACGUAGCAGCCAGUGAGUUACCACCUGGAGAAACAAUGUCCAACCGUCUGGCCUUCCAGACCCAGCUGGCCUCCAUCAUGGAGGUUCUUGCUAAUGCAGCGGUGGCGGAGAUCUGUAAGCUGGUGGACGACGACUAUGCGGUGGUGAGUUUACAGAUGUCUCAGUGCCAGAGGGAGAACAAGGCCCUGAAGAGAAAGCUGCAUCUGCUGGAGUUAAAGAUGGCUCGAGGAAAUGCCGAGAGGAGGCUCCGGGAGAGCGCCUUGAACAGUAACGUUAGCCGACCCAGGGUCCAGAUAAAUAACGACAGGCUCGGGGAACCUUCGCCUGCUCCCGGUGGUGUGUUUGAGCGACAGUUGGAUGUGGCUCUGUGGUCUGGCAAAGCCACUGAAGGGGACACAACCAGUGAGCCAAUCCAUUCUGACAGCAUCCAAAGUAAAUCACCAGAUGUGGAGCUGGUGGAGCCAGAGGCACUGCUGGUGAAGGAGGAGAAGGUGGAGGCAAACAUGUCACAACAUGAAGAAAUAGAAGAAGAUGUGCCACUCAUUAGAGAUGAUGGAGUGGUGGAGUGUGUUCCCUGUGGAGCUGCAGGACAGAGACCCUUUCUUGAACAGCAGGACACCCAGUCCACUUCCAGCCAGUCCCAGUCCCAGACCCAGAUCCAGAGCAGCAGGACGAGGCAUAGUAGCAGCAGCGGCAGCAGAGGAGUGGAGUGUGUGCAGAAGGAGGAGGAACCAGAUGUGGUGCUGGUGAAGGUGGAGGAGGUAGAGCUAGUGACGGGAGCCCAGAGCCAGCCAGGCCUCAGCAUACAGGAAGGGUUGGUGGAGUCGAGCACAGAUGACUACAGAGGAGUGCUGCCUUUUGAUGAAACCACACAAACCUCUACCAAUCAGCUGUCUGACCUGCAGGAGUCUGGGCCAGGCUUCUCAGAGCAGUCUGUAGCACCACAGUCGACCCACAGGAUAUCAGAAGACUCCAGCAGUAUGGUGGCAGUCCAGCUGAGGGUACCAGACACCAACACACCAGCCAGCCCCAACACACAACAGCAACAACAACAACAGAGAUCCAGCAACAGCAACCCACUCAGCUCUGAAUACUCCUUGUUUGAACUGGAGACAUUUUUCACCCGCUGGGCACCUGAUAAUGACUCUGCAACAGCCCCUGCUGCUCCUUCAUGUUCUUUCACCACUGAUGACUCUGCAGAGUGUGACCAGAAUGGAGUUAUUAUCGCAGAUACUCAUCUGCAACCUCAACGUGUGCUCCAGCCACCACAAGGUUCAGCCUCUUCAGCAGUGAGGAGUGGGCAGAGCAGCCAGAGUUUCUCCUCAGUAUCCAGCCAUGCGAGAGUUCACAUUCAGCCGACUGUCUCACAAGCCUUGCCAGCAGCAAUAUCUGUGUCCAUACCUUUGCGGAUGCAGGCUCCACCUUCCCAGCUUCCAUGGAGCAGAACACCAGCCAUGAUAAGAAGUGCGCAGGCUCAGCUGCUGCAUCGUAACACCAACAGGAUGUCCCAGCAACAACCUAACAUUCACUCUGUACAACCCCCACUGUCCACUACCAUAGCUGCUGUAAGUAAUCCUAACAGCGCUGAUAAAACAGGUAUCUCUAGUAUCAGUUCAACCAGUAGUAGUCACUCAGCUCUACCAGUGAGGGGAUCCACAGCAGCUUUGGCCAGCAUUGAUGUGGCCAUUGCUGCACACCAUCAAGCCAGCCUCCUGGGUCACCACAACAAAAAUCAAGCUGCCAGUGUGGUGCCCGGUGAUCGCCGCAGGAAGAGCUACAUAUGCCGAGCCUGCGGCAAGGCUUUCUCUGGCCUGUCCAAUCUGGAGGCCCACAAGAGAGUCCACACCGGGGAGAAACCUUUCCGCUGCGACACCUGCGGGAAGCGUUUCUCAGAGGCCGGGAACCUAAAGAAGCACCAGAGAGUUCAUACUGGGGAAAAACCGUUCAGCUGCGACCAAUGUGGGAAAAGGUUUGCUUGGAUCUGCAACCUGAGGACGCACCAGCAGUCUGCCACAGGCUGCGGACAACAGGCCAGGGUAGAGUUAGGACUGGGCUGAUCAGUGGUGGAGGACAGGACUGUUAAUGCAAGUAGUACUUUAUUGGAAAAACAAAAACAUCCACACAGGGGUAUACUGCCUUUUCUUUGUUCAUAAUUAGUGGUAUGGCAGCAAUAAAAAUGUGAAACAGUGA
This is a messenger RNA of Thunnus maccoyii (southern bluefin tuna), 3004 nucleotides long. Its product is annotated as Krueppel-like factor luna. Lineage: Eukaryota; Metazoa; Chordata; Actinopteri; Scombriformes; Scombridae. The transcript is spliced from 8 exons. Gene Ontology annotation, cellular component: nucleus. Gene Ontology annotation, biological process: negative regulation of transcription by RNA polymerase II; regulation of immune system process; regulation of cytokine production. Bases 850 to 2871 code for a protein of 673 amino acids. The record is from RefSeq and is a predicted model, not a curated record.